AUGCCGUCUCUGCCAGCAACGCCCGACGACAGCGGAGACAGCGGCGUGAUCGCGGGGUCGAACCAGCUGGAAGGCUGGAAGAGGAACACCGUUGGUACUGCUGCGGAUGCACCCACAAGGUCGAACGUUAUGGGACGGCGCCGCCCGGGGGACGGGAGCAACGGCUGUGAUCCUGCUGCUGCUGCGGCCGGCAACACGGAGCCGGCAUCACUUUCCCCUCAUCAUCGUGGUGAUGCGUACGGCGGUAGUGCCGACGAUGCGACGGCAUGGCGGGUGGAAGCAGCCGCGACUACUGCGGAACUGCUGGUGUCCUUCAAGACGGCGCUGGCGGCAAGGGAGCCACUGAUGCGGAAGCUACUGGAGGAGGAAACGGACUGUUACCGGCUAUAUCACGGGGCCGUGGAAGGCUGCCCCGGCCUCACCGUGGACCGUUACGGCACGGUUGUCCUGGUGCAAACCUUUCGGGACCCGCCGGCCGACUUCAGCGCGGAGGCGGUAGAGGAGAUUUGCAGACUGGCGUCCGAAGCAAUGCACGCAGCGGAGGCGAGAGCAGCAGCACCAGUAGGGGCGCAAGGACGGCAGUGCAGGUGA
This is a messenger RNA of Ectocarpus siliculosus, 591 nucleotides long. Lineage: Eukaryota; Phaeophyceae; Ectocarpales; Ectocarpaceae. The record is from the annotation of a GenBank genome assembly.